AGUAACGGCGCCGUAGCCGCCUGUAAGGCCCCAGCAACUGCUCAGCCGCGUGGCCCCAGUUCAGCCGGCUCCCAGCAGCUGUCCAGGCGCCCGCUCUGCCCCCAGCCCAGGCUGCCACACCACAGCCCCCGCACCUCUCCCUCACACUCGGGCCCGGCAGGACGCGCAGCACGAGCCUCGCAGGGCUCCUGCCCGCGGGGCGGGGUCAGCGGCGCGCGUCCCGCUGAUUGGGCCGGGCCCGCGCGGCGCCGUGACAUCACGGCCAGCGAGGCGCCAUAAGGUGCGGCGGCGGCGGCGCCGCCUCAGACCGCUGCGGUGGUAGGGGCGGAGGAGGGUCGAGUUUGGCCGGUGCUAGCGGUCGGAGGCGUAGCGGCGCUGCGCGGCCUGAGCGUCUCGCUAUGACCCGUGGGAACCAGCGUGAACUUGCUCGCCAAAAGAACCUGAAGAAAACUCAGGAGAUCCACAAAGGCAAAAGGAAAGAAGAUAGCUUGUCUGCUUCUCAGAGGAAACAGAGGGAUUCUGAAAUAAUGCAACAAAAGCAAAAGGCAGCUAAUGAAAGGAAGUCUCUGCAGGCAGGAGCAAAAUGAGCUGCCGCUAUGGAGAAGAUAGAGUGCACCAAUGAAGCAGAAGGACCUAGAAGAUCAUACAUAAAAUCGGCCAUUAAAUAAAUAAAUGUUUAUUUUGCAGAGUUGUUCAACUAGCAUUACUUCGAGUAUUUUCUGGUUACUAUAGGCCUAGUUGUCUAUAGUGCUCUUUCAAAACUGACUAUACUCUUCUGCAUGUCUGUGAAUAAAAGUACCAAGCAAUAGCUUUAUUCUAGCUUUUGCUGCAUUUGUUAGUUUUACUUAAUGGUUCCAGUAACAGAAUUUCAGAAGUUAGACCAGACUUGGUUGCCUGAAUUCUUGAAAGUACACCUUCAUUCAGAAUGGAACAGACUUGUAAGAUGUGCUUCACCUUGUGGAGGUCUGAACUGUAAAUCUCAAAAUAUUUUUACAAUAAAAUGAUGCAUAUGAAGUACUAUCU
This is a messenger RNA of Lonchura striata (white-rumped munia), 1023 nucleotides long. RefSeq names its product small EDRK-rich factor 1A (gene SERF1A). The record is from RefSeq and is a predicted model, not a curated record. Lineage: Eukaryota; Metazoa; Chordata; Aves; Passeriformes; Estrildidae.